AUGGCUGAAUCGAGCGAGUCACAGCGCUCCCUCCUACAAGAAGAAGAUCUAGUCACAAUGCGACCGUCCAACUCUUGGAACCCACUGGGCCGAUCAUCUCCAGAACCCGACUAUGCCUUCGCACUCAAUCACUACCCAUCGCGCGAUAGCUUCGCCGACGAAGUCUUCCGCGAGGUAGGGCUGGGACUGCGACUCUCGGACGAAUCUAACGAAACCCUCACCGCGCGGGCGAACAGCCGCAAACAUAGGGAAAGCCGAGACUCGUUCCUCUCAAAUAAGGAAUCUCCACCCACCGACAGCCAACCGACCACUCCGGGCUUCUUGAAAACGCCACAGGAGACACCGAUCAUUUCGACCCCGCAGCAACAAGUUCUGAACUGCCCCAGCCGAUCGCCCGUGCUACAGCGGCGAUUUGGUUGGGUUCCCAUUUCAAUUUUUGUUUUGGCCUUAUACGCGACGAUUUUUUCGGGCAUAUAUCUCAUUAUCGCUUUUUGGAAGCCGCGAUGGAAGAAUGUGGGGAGCGGGAAGCCACUUUCAGCCGCAACUGCCAAUCUGCUUUCUGCUUUCUUCGCCAAGACCAUUGAAUUGGCUUAUGUUACUAUCUGUGUGGCGUUUUUGGGUCAAGUGCUUAGCCGCCGGGCAUUGACGACAAAUUCGCGUGGCAUCAGUAUUGCUGAUAUGGGGAUGCGGACAUGGAUUAUGCAGCCGGGAUCCAUGCUCGUGCAUUGGGAGACGAUGCGAUACUCGGCGCUGACAUUUUUGGGGGCCAUUGCCUUGACUUCGACAUUUGUCGCUAUGCUCUACACUACCGCCGCCGAGGCGUUGGUGUCACCAAAACUGAAUCCCGGGCCACGUGAAAAUACAGUCAUCUGGGGGAAAGUGUCUGCUGCUUUUGCCAAUGACGUAUACCUUGAGGAUACCUGUAAGACGCCGAUCACAAUAUCGAUGGAUAAGGACUAUAGGAACUCGACCUGUCUCGAACUCUUACAUGUAGGAACUGCCUACCACAAUUAUCAACAAUGGAUUUCUUCUUGGAGCGAGCUAAGUCCUAGCAACAUGUCAGACAAGCUUUCAUCACGUCCUCCACCUACUGGUUCGAUCUGGGACAACACAACUGUCACUGGUAGCUGGAUCGAAAUUCAAAACAUAACUGAGUUAUCGAAAAAGCAUAACCGAAUGAUGAAUAACGUUACAAUGGCAUUUCCGCACGGAAAUGUCCCUGCAGCUGCAAUGGACCCAAGAAACGACAUUCGGCAACCACAAGAAGCAACCGGUGAAGGCACAUACUCCAUCGAGGCAUCGGUGCCCUCGCCCGCAGUCAACGUGCUUUGUGUGGGCAUGAAUGCUACAGAGCUGAAGCCAAUAAUUUACAGCGAGUGGCCAUAUCAACAUUUCAAUGCCGUCACAUGGAUGCAGGACAUAUACUCCGACACGUAUAUUCCGAAAUUGCCUCUGUAUCUCAACAGUACAGUUGUCGACUCGAUCUUUGGCUUUGGCCCGGAAUACGAGCAAAGACCACCCACUUUCGGCACGUACCCCGCAGAAUAUAACACCAUCCUGUACUCGACAGGCGUUUGGCCGACAGCCGCAAUCUAUCUUCUCGGGAAACCCUCUGCCUCCUCCCCUGACUACGUGAUGUGCUCUAUGAAAGCAAAACUAACCGGCGUCUGCUCAACGCUCUACGAUGCCGAUUCAAGUGGAGCUUCGCUCUACACCAACUGCGAGAACUCCUCCAACACCCUUCAAUAUAAUCGCCAUGUCGACAAUUUCAAGGAAGGUGUCUGGUCUCCUGACUGGAAAAAUGUCGCCGAUACAUGGGCUACCGCGGUGAACCUGGGCUCUGGCAUCACGGUUGCCGAUGCUAGUAACGAGCGCUUGAUCAUGCAAAUGAUGCCAGCACAUGAUAACAAAACGAACACCUGGAGCCUGGAUCCAGCUCUUCCUUCAAUUGCUGAGGCACUUGCCGUCAUGGCAGGUAGUACGCUCAUUCUCAGCACGCAAAACACUCCGUUCGUGCAAGGAUGGAGCUACAAUUUGGCUGAAAGCCUUGAAACCCCUGCAUAUGAGAAUUUCACCGCCACAAUAAAAGCAGUCAGCUACUUCUCAGGCGGUACAGAUAAAUGGCAGGGCGUGUUCUAUGUUAUUCUGGUUUGCGCUUUCCUCACCAGUGCCGUGUGCUUGGUGUUCAUGAUCAUCGAAGCUCGCGGACACCAAAUUACCGACUUCACAGAGCCGCAGAAUCUCUUUGCCCUCGCGAUGAAUAGCCCACAGAGCGCCGUUCUUCGAGGCGCUUGUGGCUGCGGUCCUGUUGGACACCAGAUGAAAGAGCGCUGGUCGAUCGGCAUGCAGGAGAACGACGAGCACUACUAUAUUCGUGCAAGGGCAGAUGGUGCUAGUCCGGAAGCGCAAUCAACCGGGUACUCAAGGGUUGAUCAGAUGGAAGUUGACGAUUCAGAAGUGAAGCCUUUCAGUCCUGCUGUUAAUGAAUUUAGGAGAAUUUCGAACCGAAAUUCGUGGUUGGGGAAGUUUUAUUAA
Molecule: messenger RNA, 2535 nt
Organism: Penicillium verhagenii
Lineage: Eukaryota; Fungi; Ascomycota; Eurotiomycetes; Eurotiales; Aspergillaceae
Exons: 2
Coding region: 1-2535 (844 amino acids)
Source: RefSeq, a predicted model, not a curated record